CCCUCUCUUAAGGCCAGAACGGCAGCUGGAGAGAUUAGACAGGAGAGGACACACACAGCCAACACACAGCGAUACGACAAGCCAGGAUAGAUCCAGUUCAGACUGGAGUGGGACCUGUACUUCCCCCGGCUCGGAUCACCUCAACUGGACCCCUUAUGACCGUGGAUAGCAAACUCAAGUUGGACCUUUUGUUGGAUCUUCUAUAUCAAUAAACUACUUCAUUUUGGGCCUGGUUCACGUACAACUCUAGUGUUCCUGCGGUUCAAACGCUUCGGCCAUGAGCUGCUUCGGGUACCGCAGAGAGUUGAGUAAGUACGAAGAUGUCGAUGAGGACGAGCUUCUGGCUUCCCUCAGCCCCGAAGAGCUGGCCGAGUUGGAAAAGGAGCUGGUGGACAUCGAUCCUGACGCCAACGUGCCCAUAGGACUCAGACAGAAAGACCAGACGGACAAGACCCCGACGGGUACCUUCAGCAGAGAGGCCCUCAUGAAGUAUUGGGAAAAUGAGACCCAAAGAAUGCUUGAGGACGAGAUAGCUGGAGGAAGCCCCAAACUGGAUGAAGAACAAGAGGAGGCGUGUGUGACGGAAGAAAGCAGCGGAGAAGAGGAUGAAAAAGAUAUUGAAAACGAGAAAGAAGACAAGAAGGAGAAGGAAGAGGAAGAAGAGGAGGAGCAGGAAGAAGAAGAAGAAGAAGAAGAAGAAGAAGAAGCAGAAAGUGAGGAAGAAGCUGUAACAGAGGAGGAGGAGGAAGAGGAGGAGGAAGAAGAAGAAGAAGAUGAGGACGAGGAAGACAAUAAAAAAGUGGAACCUGAACCCUCAAAGGAUUCUGGGGUGCUGAGUUCACGGGCAGAGGCCCCAAUGCUACUGAAGCCACAGAGGGCGGAGCCUAUUCGACUGACUCCUCCCCCUCCACCUGCAGACCCGAACGCGAUGGGAAACCCGACCGUUGUUGACGAAGCUCUCCGACAAGCUCUGGACAACAGCCCUGAACUCACAGAGGUCAAUCUCAACAACAUUGAGGAUAUCUCUCAGGACACCCUUAUCCGCUUUGCUGAAGCGCUGAGGUCCAACACACACGUCCGGGUCUUCAGCCUGGCGAACACCCAUGCCGAUGACCCUGCGGCUCUGGCCAUCGCUAAGAUGCUGAGGGAGAACUCUUCCAUCACCAGUCUGAAUAUAGAGUCCAACUAUGUGACUGGGAAGGGCGUGAUGGCACUGGUUCAAGCUCUUCCUGGGAACAACACCCUGACCGAGCUCCGCUUCCACAAUCAGAGACACAUGUGUGGAGGACAGGUAGAGAUGGAGAUGGUGAAGAUACUGAGGGAAAACAACACCUUGAUCAAGCUGGGCUACCAGUUCAACCUUCCCGGUCCCAGGAUGAGCAUGACCGGGAUCCUCACCAGGAACCAGGACCGCCAGAGGCAGAAACGGAUGCAGGAGCAGAGGCUGCUGCAGCAGGGCCAACCAGGGGCGCCAGAGGGAGCUGGUUACCCCAGAACCAAUGCACUGAAAGGAACCUCAUCCCCUUACAGCUCACCCAGAGCCUCUCCUUGGUCCUCACCCAAACUUACCAGGAUCGACCUGGUUAAAAAACAAACUCCUCCACCUCCUCCACCACCACCUCCGCCACCUCCUCCUCCUCCUCCCCCACCUCCUCCCCCGCUGCCACAAGAGAAGAAGAAACCCACCAGGAUGAUUGCGGAGGUCAUCAAGGCGCACGAGGCGGGCGGAAAGAAGGCGAAGAAGACGAAAGGUAAGAAGGGCAAGAAGGGGAAGGAGGAGACGAGCAGCAUCCUGAAGGAGCUGAAGAACGCCCUGAGGCCGGUGUCGGUGGAGAGGAGAGGGGAGGAGGGCAGCAGGCCGUCCACGCCGAUGAGGUCAGCCCACGACCAGCUGAUGGAGUCCAUUCGGAACAGCACAGGACGCAGCCUGAAGCGGGUGGAAAUCCCACAUCACCUACGAUAAAACGAGCAGACGUACAGAGUCUGUUACAUCUGUCGGAGGCCACGCCGCCUAAUGAUGACACUGGAGGGAUGGAAACUCAAUAUGGGAUGUUAAGUAGGCAAAAACUGAAUUCUUACUCAAGAAAAAUAUAUAUAUUUACUGGAAAUUUGCACUGCAGUUAUAACUUUACAUGUUUGUUUUCUAAUGUAUUUAAACAUAGUUGGAAAUGAAUUGAUACGCUUUCUAAUUCAAAGUUUUCUUGUAAAAUUGUAAAUACGAUCUGUUGUUGGUUGAAUUAUUCCUUUCUUAAUAUAGCCAUGUGGUGUUUACAUUACUUCUU
Eleginops maclovinus (Patagonian blennie) is the source of this 2282-nucleotide messenger RNA. RefSeq names its product leiomodin 2 (cardiac) b (gene lmod2b). Gene Ontology annotation, molecular function: tropomyosin binding; actin binding. Gene Ontology annotation, biological process: myofibril assembly; pointed-end actin filament capping; muscle contraction. The record is from RefSeq and is a predicted model, not a curated record. The transcript has 6 exons. Gene Ontology annotation, cellular component: striated muscle thin filament; myofibril; cytoskeleton. Lineage: Eukaryota; Metazoa; Chordata; Actinopteri; Perciformes; Eleginopidae. Bases 278 to 1963 code for a protein of 561 amino acids.